This is a messenger RNA of Closterium sp. Naga37s-1, 564 nucleotides long. The record is from the annotation of a GenBank genome assembly. Lineage: Eukaryota; Viridiplantae; Streptophyta; Zygnematophyceae; Desmidiales; Closteriaceae.
AUGAGAUGCACAUAUGACCCCCGGGCCAGGCGUUUCUACCUCUCCACCUACUGGACUGUGAGUCGUGGUGGGGGUGCACUAGAGCGUGCGGUGCUGUGCGGUGCUGCUGGGUGCUGCUGGGUGCUGAAUGAAGCCAGCACAUCAGCGUUUAGCGACAGCAUCGGCGACAUGACAUGCACGUAUGACCGCCAGGCAAAGCGCUUCUACCUCUCCACCUUCUGGACUUCCGGGGGUGCCAACAACACGUAUGACAAGUUUGGGCAGACGAGGAGGCGAGGCAACGUGACAGUGGGCUCAGGGCUGAUAGUGGCAGCGACAACCACGGAUGACCCCACAAAGGAGUGGAACCUCUUCUUCAUCCCCGGCUCGUAUGCUCGCCCCCCUUUCGCUCACGCCAUUUCUCAUACUUCCAUCUUCUCCUUCCCCGUGUUUCCUCCCUCUCCCCCACCAUUCCCUCCCAGCAACGAUGGCAUCAACUCCAAUCCGGACUGGAGGGCGCCUCUGCACUUCAACUCGUCUCGACUCACCAUGUUUUGUAUGCUGGGUCCUGUCGCUCGCGUGUGA